AUGAUUCGUAUUCCAAGCUUUGCGGUGUCGAAACCCGCUUCUAGGAAACUCCUGUUUGGCCAGGUCCUCCUUACGGAAAUCGCCAGACUUCGAGCUACCUUCAGUCAGCACUUGCGCGAGCACGAGGUCGCUCUGUCCCAGCUGCGCUCUGACAACGGGCAUGCGCGUUCGUGGGCUCGGCAGGAUGUCGAGCUUCUCAGGCAACAGGUUCAGCUGAUGGAAAGACAGCGUCGGCGACGAAACUUUGAAGUGAAAAAGCUUCGAAAGGCGAUGAAAGAAGUACGAAAUGCUCUUUUUACAGAAACGCCUCCAGCUGCUCAGGGGCACCUGGCUGCAAAGCAGCUCCUCGAUGAGGUGCGAAAUGAGCGCGAACGGAGGCUAGCUGAAAAGCGCUAUUUGGAGGACCAAAUAAAGAAGCUGAGCGACGAGGUUGAGGAACAGCAAAAUGCUGCUCCACUUGUCGAUCAUGAAAAGGAAAAGCUGAAAGCCUCCGUGAGGCAGCUGAAGUUGUCAAUAGAAUCGAAAGAUCGAUAUGCAUGCUGGGUGUGCAACCGCGCAUCCCACGAGCGCCAGGAGUCUGGAUCGGACACCGAGGACUCGGACCGCCAUGAAGACGAGUGCGUUAUGAUGAGAAGGCGCUUGGUGGAAAUGGAGGAGGAGAUUCGCUUGCUGACUGGUGGCACUGCAGGCAGUGGUUUGGCCGAUUUGCAGAGUGCAGCGCCUUCCCAGGCAUCCAGCCAAAAGCCUUCUGCAAGGCUUUCCCUGGAGCCACCGUCCAUCGCAGAGUCGCCAAUGAGCCCCAGCUCCACCUUGCGACCUUUUCGGGAGCGAGUGCCUACGCCGUGGGCUGAAGCGGGGAUGACAUCAGUUGCAGAGGCAUCCGUGCAGUUCAUGGAUUCCAUCACCACGGUGACAUCACCAGAAGUCCCGGAAAGUGUUCCAGAGGUUGGCAACAGGUCCGUGCGUGACCGUAUCUCAACACCUUAUGUGAGAGCAACAACAGAUUUGGAGGAGCGCAGGGUGUUCCUCGCACCGGCGCUGUCGACGGUUGAGGAGUUUGAAGCGGAAGGACUUGAUGGGCAUUUGCGGCCAACCCGGGAUAGGAUGCCAACGCCACAUGUAAGUUCACAGAUGAUCGAGGAGACUCUGCCGAGCACUGGAAAGAUGGUUCGAAUCUUGUCUGCGGAAAUCCAG
Messenger RNA from Symbiodinium sp. CCMP2456, 1194 nucleotides. The record is from the annotation of a GenBank genome assembly. Lineage: Eukaryota; Dinophyceae; Suessiales; Symbiodiniaceae.